AUGGUCUUGGAACUGAACCAAGUGAUUAUUCCCACUUAUGGAACUGUGCCGGAUCAGCAAAACCUUCAUACUCCUGAAUGGGCUGAUUUUGAUGAUAAGCCUGACUCCUUGUUCUUCAGCGAUGGGCAGCGAAGAAUUGACUUUGUUUUGGUGUAUGAAGAUGAAAACAAAAAAAUGACUCAUAAGAGGAGUGAUCGUAAAAAGCAAAAGAGGAAGAGACAAGUAUAUGAAUCAAACCUGAUAAACAACGGCUUGCAACUUGAAGCAACGAGAUCGGUUUUGGAUGAAAAACUAAUUUUUGUGAAAGUGCAUGCACCUUGGGAAGUGCUGUGCACAUACGCCGAGGUUAUGCACAUCAAAUUGCCUCUGCAACCCAGUGACCUGAAAACCCGAGACUCAGCUUUCAACUGGUUUAGUAGACUCUUCAGAGUGGAUGAAAAUAUCAUCAAACCUGAGCAAGAGUUUUUCACUGCCCCUUUUCAAAAAGAACAUUUGUCCAACUUUUAUAUUCAAGACAAAGACACAUUUUUCAAUCCUGCAACUAGAAGCCGAAUUGUUCAUUUUAUCCUGUCCCGUGUGGAAUACGCAACCAAAAACAAUGUGAAAAAAUUUGGCAUAAACAAAUUACUGGACACUGGAAUCUACAAAGCGGCAUUUCCCCUUCAUGACUCUAGUUUUAGGCACCCGUCGACCGAUCCCGACUGCCCAAGCGAACGCUAUCUUCUCUACAGAGAAUGGGCUCAUCCUAAAAACAUUUUCAAACUGCAGCCCCUGGAUUUCAUCAGGAAAUACUAUGGAGAGAAAAUUGGAAUCUACUUUGCUUGGCUGGGCUUUUACACUAACAUGCUGAUUGUCGCUGCGGUUGUGGGAGUUGGCUGUUUUCUGUAUGGAUGCCUGACAAAGGACAACUGCACAUGGAGCCAAGAAGUAUGUGAUCCCAACAUAGGAGGUAAUAUCAUAAUGUGCCCUCAGUGUGAUAAAGUAUGUACCUACUGGAACCUCACCAUCACUUGUGAAUCGUCCAAGAAACUCUGCAUAUUUGAUAGCUUUGGAACACUGGUGUUUGCAGUGUUUAUGGGAAUAUGGGUUACUUUGUUUUUGGAGUUUUGGAAGCGACGGCAAGCUGAACUGGAGUAUGAAUGGGACACAGUUGAGUACUUAGAGCAAGAAGAACAAGUUCGCCCAGAAUAUGAAGCUCGAUGCACUCACGUAGUAAUGAACGAAAUCACACAGCAAGAAGAACAUGUGCCAUACACUGCCUGUGGGAAGUGCCUAAGGAUGACUUUCUGUACAAGUGCAAUCUUCUUCUGGAUUCUUUUGAUUAUUGCUUCAGUUAUUGGAAUCAUUGUCUACAGGCUCUCAGUUUUCCUGGUGUUUUCUGCAACGUUGUCACAGCACAUUAACGGAACGGAGGCGAUCCGCAAGUACCUGACUCCACAGACAGCCACUUCAGUAACUGCUUCGCUCAUCAGCUUUAUAGUCAUUAUGGUUCUCAACAUCAUCUAUGAAAAAGUGGCAAUCCUGAUUACUGACUUUGAGCUUCCAAGGACACAGACAGAUUAUGAAAACAGUCUGACAACAAAGAUGUUCUUGUUCCAGUUUGUCAACUACUAUUCUUCAUGCUUCUACAUAGCUUUCUUUAAGGGUAAAUUUGUAGGUCACCCUGGAAAUCCAGUUUAUUGGCUAGGAAAGUAUCGCAACGAAGAGUGUGAUCCAGGCGGAUGUCUCCUUGAACUCACAACUCAGCUUGCCAUCAUAGUAGGAGGUAAAGCAAUCUGGAACAACAUUCAAGAAGUGCUUCUUCCUUGGGUUAAGAAUCUAAUCGGAAGAUACUGUGCAGCUGCUAGAUCAGAAAAAGUUGUUCCACGCUGGGAACAGGACUACCACUUGCAGCCCAUUGGAAAACUUGGACUGUUUUAUGAAUAUCUUGAAAUGGUUAUACAAUUUGGCUUUGUCACUCUGUUUGUGGCGUCGUUCCCCCUGGCUCCUCUUCUGGCUCUUAUUAACAACAUGUUGGAAAUCCGGUUGGAUGCGUGGAAGCUGACGACCCAGUUCAGGCGCAUGGUUCCACAGAAGGCACAAGACAUCGGCGCCUGGCAGCCCAUCAUGCAAGGCAUAGCCAUUCUGGCCGUGGUCACCAACGCUAUGAUCAUUGCUUUUACAUCUGACAUGAUUCCUCGUCUGGUUUAUUACUGGUCCUUUUCAGUCCCUCCUUAUGGGAGUCACAGCAGUCACACUAUGAAAGGGUAUAUAAACAGUACACUUUCUGUCUUCAAUAUAUCAGACUUCAAGAAUGCAAGCAAGCCAUUUUCCCCUUGGUUUGGGAACCAGACGACAUGCAGGUACCGGGAUCUCCGCUACCCUGCUGGUCACCAGCACCAGUAUGAGCACAACAUAUACUACUGGCAUGUCAUCGCAGCCAAGCUGGCUUUCAUCAUUGUCAUGGAGCAUGUCAUAUACUUUGUGAAUUUUAUUAUUUCAUACGUAAUUCCGGAUGUAUCACAAAAGACCAAGAGCAAGGUCAAACGAGAGAAGUACCUAACACAGAAACUCUUGCAUGAGAAUGAUCUCAAAGUUGUGAAAAAAAACAUGGGGAAAAUAGCUGACAAAAUUAUCAAAGGAGUCGACAGCACUUUCCGACCUAAAGCUGAAUAA
This is a messenger RNA of Charadrius vociferus (killdeer), 2655 nucleotides long. It is a transcript of the gene ANO6, whose product is annotated as anoctamin 6. Lineage: Eukaryota; Metazoa; Chordata; Aves; Charadriiformes; Charadriidae. Gene Ontology annotation, molecular function: chloride channel activity; protein dimerization activity. The transcript is spliced from 20 exons. Gene Ontology annotation, biological process: calcium activated phosphatidylcholine scrambling; chloride transmembrane transport; calcium activated phosphatidylserine scrambling. Gene Ontology annotation, cellular component: plasma membrane. The record is from RefSeq and is a predicted model, not a curated record. The coding region runs from base 1 to 2655 and encodes 884 amino acids.